Messenger RNA from Gaeumannomyces tritici R3-111a-1, 2809 nucleotides. RefSeq lists its product as hypothetical. Gene Ontology annotation, biological process: pantothenate import across plasma membrane. Gene Ontology annotation, cellular component: plasma membrane. Gene Ontology annotation, molecular function: pantothenate transmembrane transporter activity. Lineage: Eukaryota; Fungi; Ascomycota; Sordariomycetes; Magnaporthales; Magnaporthaceae. The coding region runs from base 256 to 1869 and encodes 537 amino acids. The transcript has 5 exons. The record is from RefSeq and is a predicted model, not a curated record.
GGCCCAGUCCUCCCGGCGGCACCUCGGGAAAUGGCUGGGACGACCAGCCCAGGCCCCUAGGUAGCGCCGCAGGCUUCCCUCGGAUCGAGAUGCGGGGGCGCAGCGAGAUCGGACGGAAACAGGACGGUGGGGCCAGAAAUGCGCUUUGGUAUCACGAGGCCAUUUUACUGUGUAAUGACGCGACGCCUCCGCUAGACCUUGGGCCUUACGGGAUAGCUAGGCGCCCUAUUAUCUUAUCUAGACGGGGUCGGCUGUAUGGGUCACGAUAACACCUGGCGCCCGACGCCCGACCCCGAUCGCCAAUUCACAACCGCGCUUCGACACCCCAUAAAGAGGGCGGCCGCCCAACCUCGGCACGGCGGCUGCCGGAGCGUCGACGUGCGUCGCAGCUCUCCUGUCGCUCAACGGCCGCCACGCACGGCGCAUCUUACAAUGGCGCUCAACAAAGUCAAGCAAUACCUGCACGUCGAGUAUCGGCCCGGAGAGCGCAAGCUCAUCCAAAAGAUCGACUUCUUCAUCCUGACUUUUUGCUGCCUAAGCUAUCUGGUCAACUACCUUGACCGAACAAACAUCAACAAUGCCUACGUCUCAGGCAUGAAAGAGGAGCUGGGCUUCGUCGGAGACCAGCUAAACCAGAUCAACACCUGCUUCACCAUCGGCUACGUUCUCGGGCAGGUGCCGUCCAACUUGUCCCUCCACUAUGUCAAGCCGCGCUACUGGUUCCCCCUGAUGAUGAUGAUCUGGGGCGCCCUGACCAUGUGCACCGCCAGCGUGCGCAGCCCGACGUCCAUCAUGGCCAUCCGCUUCUUCCAGGGCCUGGCCGAGGCCUCCACCUUUGUCGGGACGCACUACAUCCUGGGCGCCUGGUACACGGAGCGCGAGCUCGGCAAGCGCAGCGGCAUUUUCACGGCCUCGGGCCUGGCCGGCACCUUCUUCGGCGGCUUCAUCCAAACGGGCAUCCACAGCAGCAUGGACGGCCUGCACGGCCUCAGCGGCUGGCGCUGGCUCUUCAUCGUCGACGGCUUGCUGGUCGUCCCCAUCGCCGCCUACGGCUUCUUCUUCUUCCCCGACACGCCCCACGCCACGACCGCCUUCUACCUUACGGCCGAGGAGAAGGCGCUCGCGGCGGCGCGCGUGCCGCCGGUCGGGGAAGAGCGGUCGCCGCUGACGCUCGGGUUCGCCAAAAAGGUGCUCGCGUCGUGGUACUGGUGGGGCUUUGUCGUGCUCUGGGUCAUCGCGGGCGAGACCGAGUCCUUUAGCACCAACUCGCUGCUGGGCCUGUACAUGAAGAGCCACCCGGCCGGGUCGUACACGGUCGCGCAGCUCAACAACUACCCGACGGGCGUGCCGGCCGUCGGCAUCGUCUCGACCCUCUUCUGGGCCACCCUGACGGACCUGCUGGGUGGCAAGCGGUACCUCGUCGCCUACUUUAUCGGCGUUGUCGGCGUCGCCACGUCCGCCAUGGUCCUGGCCGCGUCCCGCGACCCGGCCAGCGCCGCGUCCACGUCGGUCGUCUUCGCCGCCUACUACUGGGCCGGCGCCGUCUACGCCUGCCAGGCCACCUUCUUCGCCUGGUGCAACGACGCCAUGCGCCACGAGGACCCCGUUUUCCGCGGCGUCGUGCUCGCCGGCAUGAACCUGUGCAGCAGCGCCGUCAAUUCGUGGUGGAGCAUUGUGUUUUACGGCGCUUCCAUGGCGCCUUGGUUCAUUAGGGGCAUGUGGGCCAUGAUCGCCACCUCCAUCGCGCUGGUCGUCUGGACCGUCGGCUUGUCGUAUCUGACGCACAGGGAGGAGAAGCGCAGGGUCCUCGACGCGGAGGAGACGGUUUCGGUCGCAAAGGAAAAGGAGGUGAAGGGUGAUGAAGCAUGAUGGAUGGUGGUAUCUUGAUCGACACAUCAAUCCGUACGGCCCACGGGAGGAGGGCCUUUCAGUCUAAGCCUACAUACACAAGCAUCUGCAAUCCACCGGCAUACGGCAGGAUGGUACCCUUGAAUCCACUGUUCGGCCGGCUCACGUAUUCCAGGAGCUCCCUGUAACCCUCCUUUGCGGCCUCGAAAUUGUCGGCAAGCACUAUAGCUCCCUUCUUGAGAUACGGCUUGACCAGCCUGAGGGUUGGGAGUGCCAGCGGUGUCCAGACUGUUUUUGUUGGUGUUUUGGUUACUACUGGUUAGCCAAAAAAAAAAAAGGACCCUCUUGUCACUGCCAGAAUACUAUUUUGGGAGUGGGGAGCAAACUUGCUGUCGAGUAGGAGACAGUCCACCUGGGACGGCAUGUUCUCCUUCAGCGUGUGCCGCAGGUCGCCCUUUCGCAGCUCGAUCCAGCGCGAGACGUCCUCGACGCCGGCGCGGUCCCAGUUCUCGCGCGCGCGCGCGGCCUUUGCCGGCUCCAGCUCGGUGGCGAUGACCCUCGCGGCGGGGCCGGGGCGGGCGACGCCGGCGGCGGCGGCGUUCUGGCCGACGGCGAGGGCGAGGUAGAUGGUGGAGAGGCCGAAGCCGGUGCCGGCCUCGACGACGGUGCGGGCGCCCGACGCGCGCAGCAGCAGGUACGCGAGCGCGCACUUCUCCGGGUCCAGCGCCACGUACAGCCCGCGCGUGCGCGCCUGCCGCGCGUCCUGCACCGCCGCCGGGCUCGCGUCGUCGGGUAUGUCGGUGCUCACAAAGGGCGGCUCGUCCAGCGCCUCGCCGUGCAGCUCCGUCAGCACGUCGAGCACGCGCUGGCUGGCGCUGACGGAGGCCAGGGCCUUGUAGAUCUCGGCCUUGGCGAAGGUGGAAGGCAUGUUGUCUCGGGGGGUGGGGGUGGGACGUUUUCU